AUGGAUACACGUAUGUGUGCAUUUUGUGGUCGAGGAGAAAAAAGCUUGAUGGGACAAGGAGAAUUAGUGAGAUUUGAACCAACUCCCGGUUUCAAUCCGUUUAAAAAAUCACUGAACAGAUCAGUUUCAAAAAAUUCAGAUGAUGGAAACUGUAAAAAAACUAUCCAGCCAUCAGCUGCCACUUGCAGGCGUUCGAGAUCGUUGAGUCGCAACCAAUCACAGUCAAGUCUAGAUGUAGAUGGGCAGUCCCAACUGCAAGAUGAAUUGUUUUUAAUUGGAUUUCAGGAUGAUGUUGAUGUUACUGGUCUAUUUGAGAAAACAGGUGGUCAUGUCAUGGCCCACCAGAGUUGUGCCCUCUGGUCGGCGGGUGUCGUUGCGAAAGAUGACGGCAAUCACUUGAAUGUGGAUGUCGCUGUCUUCAAUGGACUUAUGCAGAAAUGUGCUUACUGCAACAAAUAUGGUGCUACAAUCGUCUGUCUGUCGACCAACUGCCUCCACAAGUACCACUACCCUUGUGCCUCUGGUGGUGGAUGUUUCCAGAACAUCAAGAACAUGUCACUAUUGUGCCCUGAUCAUUGUAAACAGGCCGUAAAAUUAGCUAAUCAAGAAGCGUGCUGUGUUGUUUGUGAUGUCAUGGGCAGCAUGAGUGACCAGCUCUUUUGUACCAGCUGUGGUCAACAUUACCAUGGCAACUGUCUUGACCCCACCGUGGAGGUCAGCCCCGUUGUGAGGGCUGGCUGGCAGUGUCCGGAAUGCAAGAUUUGUCAGACUUGUAGACAACCGGGAGAUGAUAACAAGAUGCUGGUUUGUGACAGGUGUGAUAAGGGCUACCAUACAUUCUGUCUGAAGCCUGCAAUGUCUACCAUACCCAAAAACGGAUGGAAAUGCAAAGUUGGCAUUACUGACGUGUACAUGCACGCCUGUAUAUGUUUGUGUGUACAUGCACGCCUGUAUAUGUUUGAGCAUACAUGCAUGCUUGUAUAUUAUGUCUGUUCUCUUAUUGUUUAUAUUGCUUCUGUAUAUGUGGGGUACUAG
Helobdella robusta is the source of this 1035-nucleotide messenger RNA. RefSeq lists its product as hypothetical. Gene Ontology annotation, biological process: positive regulation of transcription by RNA polymerase II. Gene Ontology annotation, molecular function: histone H3K4 methyltransferase activity; histone binding; transcription coactivator activity. The record is from RefSeq and is a predicted model, not a curated record. The transcript is spliced from 6 exons. Lineage: Eukaryota; Metazoa; Annelida; Clitellata; Rhynchobdellida; Glossiphoniidae. Bases 1 to 1035 code for a protein of 344 amino acids. Gene Ontology annotation, cellular component: MLL3/4 complex.